AUGCGUUUCCAUCACGCCGACACUGCUGGGCCCCGAUUCCUGCAGUCGACAUACCAACUCAUCUUCCGUGCAAGAUUAGACUCAUCCCACCUCGAACACGCCUUUCAUGAACUCUUGCGAACCUGGCCGAUCCUCCGAGGAAGACUGAACUUUAUGCGUACCGGGUCAUUUUCAACGGACGAUACAGCAGGAUUUUGGCAGUUAAAGAAGAUAGAAUCUCCGUUGGCCGAAUAUUUUCCUCUCAAUCACUUGGCCUGGGAAGAGAUUGGAGAGCCAGAGCAAAAGCUGGUAGAUGAACUGUUUGAUUUACCGUCGUUCAAAUCGUACCUGUUACCUCCAAUUCUCCGGGUCCAAGUUUUACAGUUUCAGGAUGGGUGUCUUAUGCAAUUCAUUUUACAACAUGCAUUUUGCGAUGGAACAGGUUUCCAUCGAAUUGUCUCCGCAUAUGCUUCACUUGUGCGUGGUGAGACAAUUCAGCCCAUUGACGAAAAGCGGCCGUCUCAACUCGUGUUCCAAACAUCUAUAGAAGGAUGCGAAACUCCAAACCAGCUCUCCGAGCAGGUGUAUCAACUGACAUUCCGGCAUUGGGCAACGGGAUGGAUGGGAUUGAUUUUUACUGGUCUUGCUCAGUGGCUGAUUAAGGCCUGGUCUCCCAGCGAGCGAUUACUCCGAAAUAUGCAUAUACCUCCCAGUGUUAUUGACCGGCUCAAUAAUCUCGCCAAGCAGCGAGAUCUAUUUUUGACCAGAAAUGAUCUGCUUAUGGCGAUUAUAGCACAGGCUGCCAUGGCCUCAUUUCCGGACAUAUCCCGAAUACCAAUAGGCUUCAUGUUGAACUUCAACAAAGGCCUUGCACGACCGGCCUCAUUACACAAUGGCUUCUGGCCGGUAUCCAUCCCUAUGCCUCUUUCCCGGGAAAUGGACAUGCAUGGCCACCAGGAUGACCAGCUCAUCAAGUUGGCUAUCCACAUCCGCCAGGCUGUUAAUGCCGCGCGCUGCCCGAGAACCUUGGAGCUUUUCCGCAAGUGGUAUGAAACAAUGGGGAGCUGGCAACCACUCUACCCAGCAAACUUCUACCCAAAUUCCCCCAAUAUCCAGGUAUCCUCUUUAUCGCAAGAAUGGUAUGACAUUUCCUUCGGUACCGAAAGCAAGCCUUGUCAUGUGCAGAUGUACCCAUCUAUGAUAGAUAUCUUUAACGCCGUUGGUUUUUGUUAUCAUGAUCUCAUCAUCGCAAUAAAGGACCGAGACGGAGGUGGGUACUGCAUUCGUGGCUCACUACAUAAGGAGGUCUGGAAACAACUCGAAUAUCUUCGUGAUGAAUGA
Molecule: messenger RNA, 1320 nt
Organism: Penicillium samsonianum
Lineage: Eukaryota; Fungi; Ascomycota; Eurotiomycetes; Eurotiales; Aspergillaceae
Exons: 4
Coding region: 1-1320 (439 amino acids)
Source: RefSeq, a predicted model, not a curated record